Baudoinia panamericana UAMH 10762 is the source of this 732-nucleotide messenger RNA. RefSeq lists its product as uncharacterized. The annotation marks the transcript as partial. NCBI's taxonomy places the organism in Eukaryota, Fungi, Ascomycota, Dothideomycetes, Mycosphaerellales, Teratosphaeriaceae. The transcript has a single exon. The record is from RefSeq and is a predicted model, not a curated record.
AUGAACGGAGAACAUCGCAUCAGGGUUUGUAUGACCAGCGUCAGUUCGAUCUACAUGAUGCUCCGCGACUCACCUCACGAAUGGCGCCGUUAUCUGGAUCUGGCGCGCUCUGUCAUUGCACAUUUGGAUAACACAACCUUUAUGGUGCAACCUCACCGCAGCGCAGAGCAGACUUGGCUGGUUCGCGGUUUGCAGCGGCUAGCACUGGCCGAUGUCGACAGUGGAGAGGUCAUGGACAUCUCAAAUUGGUGCACUCGACAGUGGAUGCUCCUUAUCCAGAGACAGCCGCACAACACUGAAGCAUUGAACGGCAUAGGAAGAUCUUGGCUUGCACGAGCUCAACCUGCACUCAAACGCAUACAUCGUGCCGAGGGCACCUCGUCUUCCAAUAGUGCCAGCUCCCAGUUGUCUAUACCCUCCAUCACGGCAGGCGAGGAUGAGCGGCUGUCUGCGGCCGCACUCGCCCAAGCGGAGUUGAGAUCAGGGACAGCAGAUUACGUCCAGGCGAGACAUUUUCUCCAACCAGCGACUGAGUACUUCGAACGAGCGAUCGCUGCUGCUACGGCACAGCGCGCAUUAUCUGGAGGUCUCCUGGCAAAAGCCGCUGAGGCUUACAUGUCGCUCGGUAAUGCGUCAAGUCCGAGGGUCAACGAGCAGUAUUUCAGACGAGCCUUGAUUCUGCUCCGUGCUGCAGCCGCCAUUCCGGGCUACGCGCUUGGACGUUACCUUCAA